AGCCCUACGUGAUUUUCCCCCCCUCUUUGAAAAAGCCCCUUUGCACUUAAACUCUCUAUACAUGUGGGGUGGCUUUUUAAACUCCCUCUAUACAAACAUAUUUAUUAAGAGCGAUGGGAAGUGGGGGGUAGCCUAUUUUUUUAAUCCAGGCACCAACCUCCAUCCCCCCCCCGCGUCAGAUGUCUGGCUGCUUUUCUUAAGUGCAAUCAUCUAUAAUUGAGAAAAAAAAAAAAAAAAGCCAUAAGUGGAAAUGUGUGUGUGAGAAGGUGCAUCUUGAAGCAGGGUUUAGUUACAAUCGAUCUUGGGGGGAAAAUAUUGCCUAUGGUCCAAAAAUAAGGAGCAACUAUGUCCUUCUCUCAGUUCGGAUACCCCUACAGCACCACUUCACAGUUCUUCGUGCCCGCCAGCCCCAGCACGACCUGCUGCGAGGCCGCCCCCCGCUCCGGGCCGGAUGCGUCCUCGGCGCCGGCCGCCGCCUCCCUGUGCUGCGCCCCGUACGAGAGCCGGCUGCUGGCGCCCGGCCGCGCCGAGCUCAAUGCCGCGCUGGGCAUGUACAGCGCCCCGUACGCCGCCGGCCAGGGCUACGGCAACUACCUGCCCUACGGCACCGAGCCCGCCGCGCUCUACACCGCGCUGAACCCCCAGUAUGAAAUCAAAGACGGCGCCGGCACGUUGCACUCGGGGAUCGCGCAGCCCGCUACCUACUACUCCUACGAUCAUUCCUUGGGGCAGUACCAGUACGACAGGUACGGGACGGUGGAUUUCGGUGGUUCAGCCAGACGCAAAAAUGCAACGCGAGAGACGACGAGUACCCUCAAGACCUGGCUGUACGAGCACCGCAAAAAUCCCUACCCCACCAAAGGAGAGAAAAUCAUGCUGGCUAUCAUCACUAAAAUGACCCUGACGCAAGUGUCCACUUGGUUUGCUAACGCCAGACGGAGGCUCAAGAAAGAAAACAAAAUGACCUGGUCUCCCAAGAACAAAGCGGGGGAAGAGAGGAAAGAAGAAGCCCCGAGGGAAGAGGAUGAAUACAGUGCGGAGAGUGAAGGCAGAGAGCAGAAGAGCUACAAGGAGGACAAGGACCUGCGGUUCAGCGACCUGGAGGAGGAGGAAGAGGAGGAGGCGGGGAAGCCGGAGAAGGGCCGGACCAGCUCCCUGCAGGAAGCCCCCAGCCUGGGCGCGGCGCUGCCCGAGGCUCCGCGGAGCGACUGCAGCCUGCCCGGCCCCUUCCACGCCUUUCCUUGUGCCAAGGCCCCCGCCGCGGACUUCGCCCCCGCCUCCUCGGCCGGGCCGCCGCCGCCCUACGCGCCCGCGGAGAAGCCGCGCAUCUGGUCGCUGGCGCGCACCGCCGGGGCCAGCGCGGCGCGCAGGGGCAGCCCCGAGGGCUGCGGCGCGGAGGGGGGCGGCGGCGCGGCGGGGGAGCAGCCCCUGCCCGCCAAGGCCUUCCGGAGCUCCGCGUUCCACCUGCAGCCGCUCCCGCGGAGCUGCGCGUCCCACCGCGGCCUGGGGGAGCCGUGCCAGUUCGCGGCGGCGGGCGAAGGUACCCGCGGCGGCGGGGCCGCGGGGACGGGCGGGACCGCGGGCCGGGCCGGGACACAGGGCGCGGCGUGA
Messenger RNA from Catharus ustulatus (Swainson's thrush), 1611 nucleotides. RefSeq names its product iroquois homeobox 6 (gene IRX6). Gene Ontology annotation, cellular component: nucleus. Gene Ontology annotation, biological process: neuron differentiation; regulation of transcription by RNA polymerase II; cell development. The record is from RefSeq and is a predicted model, not a curated record. Bases 346 to 1611 code for a protein of 421 amino acids. The transcript is spliced from 5 exons. Gene Ontology annotation, molecular function: RNA polymerase II cis-regulatory region sequence-specific DNA binding; DNA-binding transcription factor activity, RNA polymerase II-specific. NCBI's taxonomy places the organism in Eukaryota, Metazoa, Chordata, Aves, Passeriformes, Turdidae.